AUGAGGCUACUGACUCACAACAUGCUCUCCUCCAACAUCAAGGGAGUCGUCAACGGCUUCCCGCUCCGAAUCGAGGCCGAGAAAGUGAUCCAUAAGGAAGUCGAUCUCAACCCGGACUUCCUCCGAAACAUCUUCUCCAAGAUCGAAUGGAGAGCCCUCUCCGACGCCGCCAGGUCCCUGGGCUACGCCGAGCUGCCGAAGGAGGCGGAGGAGUCGAUGCUGGAGUCCGAAGAGUUCCUGGGCAAAUUCCACCACGCGCUUCUGGAGAUUCAUCUCGAGGAAGGGGCGUUAGUCUGCCCGGAGACCGGCCGGAAAUUCUCGGUGAGCAAAGGGAUCCCCAACAUGCUUCUCCACGAGGACGAGGUAUGA
Messenger RNA from Linum tenue, 369 nucleotides. Lineage: Eukaryota; Viridiplantae; Streptophyta; Magnoliopsida; Malpighiales; Linaceae. The record is from the annotation of a GenBank genome assembly.